Messenger RNA from Cladophialophora immunda, 549 nucleotides. RefSeq lists its product as uncharacterized. The record is from RefSeq and is a predicted model, not a curated record. The transcript has a single exon. NCBI's taxonomy places the organism in Eukaryota, Fungi, Ascomycota, Eurotiomycetes, Chaetothyriales, Herpotrichiellaceae. The coding region runs from base 1 to 549 and encodes 182 amino acids.
AUGGUCGUCUGCUCGUUUCCUAGCGCCCUCCUGGCACCGAAGACUCGGGAUAUUGUUAACCUAGUCGCCUUGAACCACCAAGGGAGGCGGCACAAUUCCGAUGCCUCAAAUUACACAAACCGAUGGAGGCGGGACCACGGGAUGUCCACUCACCGUCAUCCUUAUCCAACGAAGGUGGCGGUUGAAGAAGGAAACACCCUUCCUGGGGCAUGGCCGGGCUGGAAGCUUCCGCUCUCCACAUCCGCCGGGCAUAGCAUGGGUCGAAAGGGCAGACGAUUCUACCCGAUAGUGUGCGGUUCGCUCUCUAUCUCUAUCUUUCGUCUCUUCGCUGGACGUGCACGGGACUACACUCCACCGAGUCUACAACGUUAUAUGGAACAGGACGAUACAGAUACGAGAGAUGGACAUACAGGGGUGAUCGCCUCGACGGGGGAGAAGAGUCAAUCGUUCGCUUCGACCCAGCCGGGGCACGCAGGCCUUGUGUCCCCCACCUUCGUCCAAGGGGGCGCAUUGAGCUCGGAAAGAGAACAUUUUAUGUUACAAGAAUAG